Molecule: messenger RNA, 3941 nt
Organism: Phasianus colchicus (ring-necked pheasant)
Lineage: Eukaryota; Metazoa; Chordata; Aves; Galliformes; Phasianidae
Gene: CTNNA3
Product: catenin alpha 3
Biological process (GO): cell-cell adhesion; cell migration
Cellular component (GO): adherens junction; fascia adherens
Molecular function (GO): cadherin binding; beta-catenin binding; actin filament binding
Source: RefSeq, a predicted model, not a curated record
GUGAGGAUUUGCAAAAUAAAUAUUGUUAGAUUCCCAUUUCUGUGCAAUAUCUGCAUUCCACUGCCAUUUCCAGCUCAGGGCUGGACUGGCACACAGAGCCCUGUGCCAAUCAGGGGAGGCAGGGAAGCUUUAAAGCAAACAGACUUAGUAAAACUAGUUCUUAGAGCAGAAUUUAAGAGGUACGCGAACUAUCAGCCUCUGUGCAUCGUUUUUUAUCUGAUCGAUGCCUGCUUUCUACCACCCAGCUGCUUCGGCCAGGGGCAGCAGGGCUGAGGCUGUCCCUGCUCGUGCACCUGCAGCAUCUCCCGAGCUGCGUUGCUCACACCUGUGGCUGAGAGGCUUCAGCUGUGCUCGGGGGCGGGCGCCAGAACCGCCCGGAACCUUCUAGAACCAGCGGGUCCCACUCGGAGCCGGUGGUGUUUUGUGUUCCUGGCGCCUAGGAGAGAGAAGGUGCUGCAGGACUGACAGGAAAGAAAGAAGUGAUGCUUUGAAUACUGCAAUAGACAGUAUGUGCAAGAAGACGAGAGAUCUUCGCAGACAGCUUCGUAAAGCCAUUAUAGAUCACAUCUCAGACUCCUUCCUAGAUACCACUGUUCCGCUUCUAGUUCUCAUUGAAGCUGCUAAAAACGGAAGAGAAAAAGAAAUAAAAGAAUAUGCUGCUAUAUUUCGAGAACAUACCAGCAGACUUGUGGAGGUUGCUAAUCUUGCUUGUUCGUUGUCAACAAAUGAAGAUGGAAUGAAAAUUGUCCAAAUGGCAGCUAAUCACAUAGAGACUUUGUGCCCACAGGUUAUUAACGCAGCUAUAGCUCUUUCUGCAAGACCAAAAAGUCAAGUUGUAAAAAACAACAUGGAGAUGUAUAGGAGCAUAUGGGAGAAUCACAUCCAUGUUCUUACUGAAGCUGUGGAUGACAUAACAAGUAUUGAUGAUUUCCUUGCUGUAUCAGAAAGCCAUAUUCUUGAGGACGUAAACAAGUGUAUCAUUGCAUUGAGAGAGCAAAAUGCUGACGAUUUAGAUCGUGCAGCAGGUGCGAUCCGAGGGCGUGCUUCAAGAGUAGCUCAUAUUGUUUCGGGUGAGAUGGACAAUUAUGAGCCAGGGGCUUAUACUGAAAGAGUGAUGAAGAAUGUUCAGUAUUUAACCAAGAGUGUGAUUCCGGAGUUCAUUAGUCAAGUAAAUAUUGCACUGGAAAGCUUAAGCAAGAAUACAGUACACCUGUUUGAUGAUAACCAAUUUGUGGAUGUUUCUAAGAAGGUUUAUGAUACAAUUCACAACAUCAGAUGCUCAGUCAUGAUGAUUCGGACACCUGAAGAGCUUGAAGAUGUAUCUGACCUUGAAGAAGACCAUGAUGUACGUAGUCGCACUAGUAUUCAGACAGAAGGGAAGACUGACAGGGCCAAGAUGACUCAACUGCCAGAGGCUGAGAAAGAGAAGAUAGCUGAGCAAGUGGCUGACUUCAAAAAAGUCAAGAGUAAGCUUGAUGCAGAGAUUGAAAUAUGGGAUGAUACCAGCAAUGACAUAAUUGUUUUGGCCAAGAGAAUGUGUGUGAUUAUGAUGGAGAUGACUGACUUUACAAGGGGUAGAGGACCAUUGAAGAACACAUCUGAUGUAAUUAAUGCAGCAAAAAUGAUUUCAGAGUCAGGAUCGAGGAUGGAUAUCCUAGCACGGCUGAUUGCCAAUCAGUGUCCAGACCAGUCAUGUAAACAGGAUUUGUUGGCUUACCUAGAACAGAUCAAGCUGUACUCCCAUCAGCUGAAAAUCUGCAGUCAAGUUAAAGCAGAAAUCCAGAAUCUAGGUGGAGAGCUCAUCAUGUCUGCUUUGGAUAGUGUCACCUCACUAAUUCAGGCUGCCAAAAAUUUAAUGAAUGCUGUGGUGCAGACAGUGAAGAUGUCCUACAUUGCAUCCACAAAGAUUAUCAAGAUUCAGAGUCCUACUGGCCCACGACAUCCUGUUGUGAUGUGGAGAAUGAAAGCUCCAGAGAAGAAGCCCCUAAUUAAAAGAGAGAAGCCAGAAGAAAUCUAUGCUGCUGUCAGAAAAGGUUCUGCAAAGAAGAGAAUCCAUCCUGUUCAAGUCAUGAGUGAAUUCAGAGGCAGAGAAAUAGUCUAAUGUUCUGUCACUUUUUAUGCUUCUCUCUUAAAAUUCUGAUGAUUUUUCACUUUUCCCCCUACUUAUUUAAUAACCAUACAUUAGUGUUUUACUUUUCUAUAAAUCUGUAACUUCACAUUUGCUUAAAUUACUUGAAAAUGACGUUGGAUUAUUUAACUGCACAGAGAUGAAAAGUACUCAUUUUGCAGUGUCAAACUAUCAUGUCUUCAUACUGGCAGGUUUCAGCAGAGCACUUCUGAGCAAUAAGCCAUGGCACUGUGUCACAGCCAGUGAAAAGCAGAACGCAGGGUGCCAAACUGUGCCCCAAGUCCACGUACAUUUGCUAGUCAAGUACUCCUUCACCACUAAUGCUAAACUGCAUGUAGUUUAGGACAUACAGAAUUUUUAAGCACUGUGUUUGUUGGUACAGAUACUUAAUUGGGAUUCAUUACACUGAUCAAAACAGCUGGACUGCUUAAUGCUAGCUCAGGGUCUGGGCCCUUAGCUUUAAUCUAGAUUGAAAGAUCUGAAAAUCAACCACCUCCAAGGCCUAUCAAAAUAGGGAUGCAUACAUAAGCUUAAAAAUUUUUGAUGAAACAGUGUUAUAACAACAUGGAUUUAAGAAUGUAAUAAAAAAGCAAUGACUGCAAUAUAGCAAUAAUAGCUCUUUAAAAGGCUUUAAUUAAUUAAUGGGUGUUCUGCUUCCUAGUGUACUCAUAAGCCCUACAACAUCCCACUGAUAGACUAUUCUAAUUACAAUAGAAAAUUUUCUAAUCACAGAGCAAAAGAACAAAUAUGGAAUAUAUCAUUAUUCUGAUGUGUAAAAACAUUACACGUACAUCUUGAAUCUAAACAAUGUAAUGACUUUGCUUAUGACAGUUUAGUCUCAAAGGCAGGACUGUUCUGUCUAGCAAAUUGUUAAAUGACUAUAUUAUAUUUCAAUAUAUGUAACAAAGUGCUUUUAGUCUGUGAUUAUCACCAGACCUCUGUACAGUACCUUUGGAACGAACAGUUUUUCUAGAUCUGUUUCAAUCCUAAAUCCAGUUCGAUUGAUUUUUUAAAAGAAACAAACUUGUCUUGCCUGCCCUGUCUCUGUCUUCCCAGACUUCAUUCCUUACUCAUCUUUUCUUUGUAAGUCCUUUUUUUGCUAUGACUUUUGUAUUAUCUCAGGUAAAAGGGCUCUGUCAAAUGCCAGAGCAUCAACCAUUCAGGACAGUACAGCAUUAAAAUUUCUAGGUUGUUGAUUAACAAACCCCAACAAAACCUGUAGUGAUCAUUCAUUAGAGAUUUUAAACAACAGGAUUCCACUUUCACCAAAAUGACAUUUUGUCAAAUAGAAUAAAAUUAAGAAAGGGUUUGGAAAAAAAAGCAUACUUAUUUUACAACAUAGAUCUCCUCCACUAUGGUUACAUCAAGAUCUUAGUCACAUAUAUAGGUUUGUGUUAGUAGUCUCUUAAGAACAUGGAGUGAGAAGCAGGAAACAGUGAAGUGCAGCAGGUAAAGGCAGUAUAUAGCCAGUUGUUCAAUCUACUUUCAGUAGGUCUGCUGGCAGACUAAUAAUAGCUAAGAUAAAGAUUUUGUGUGGUAUAUUGCACAGAAGAGUAUACAUUUUUGUUGCAUCUUAAAGCCAAUAUCUCCAGGUAUUACCUCAGGUUCUUGCCAACCCCCUUAGACUACAUAGUCCUCCAGCAAUGCUGAGGUUCAAAAGACAACAGUUAGUUAACAAGUUCUGUUUUGUUAGGAGUGUUACUCUUAAAGAAUCCUCAUGACUGUGGGAUGCUUUUGGUAUCAGUCACCUUGACAUCUGAUGUUUGCAACAACUGUCUUGUUUUCACAUUAUUAAUAAAAAGCAUGCACACCA